AUGGUUCAGCUCUCCGAGUGCCAGGAGAAUGAGCAGAACUUGGCUGCAAGUCUUAGGAAGGCUGAGGAGGAUCUGACCGAGAGUCAAAAGGUCGUGCAGGAACUGACCAAGGGACUGGAGGAGGCUAGCCGGGUUAAGGGAGAUCUCGCCCGAAAAUUGGAAGUUGCUGUUAAAGUUAAGUCUAUGUGUGAGGACAAGUUGGCUUCUGCGGAGGCCGAUUUAGCUAGAGCUCAAGAGUUCCUCCUCCAGAGGGACGAUCGGGUGAAGACGCUAGAAGCGGAGCUGAAUGCUUUAAAGGUCGCAGAGGUGAAGAUGGCCGAGAAGAGUGCCUCUUUGAAAAUGGAAAAGACCAACAUGCAAGGGGCGUUGACGGAUCGGGAUGCUAAGAUAGUCGAUUUGGAGGAGGAAGUGAAGCAGCUUAAGGGCAGUCUGGCCAAGAUCAACAAGGCAGCAUUUAAUAAUGCUGUCAGUCAGCUUCAAGUGGUUAAUCCGGGCAUUGACGUGAAACCUGUCCACUACCGAAAGUGUGCUUCCGGUGGCAAGAUCGGUUCCGUCAAAGAUAAUGCCUCCAUUCCUUCUUACCCCCGACAGAGGGUUCUUAAGUCGUUGUUGUCUUUUGUUGUUACUUUCUAUAAGUUUUUUGAACUUUGA
This is a messenger RNA of Lotus japonicus, 651 nucleotides long. RefSeq lists its product as uncharacterized. The transcript has a single exon. The record is from RefSeq and is a predicted model, not a curated record. Lineage: Eukaryota; Viridiplantae; Streptophyta; Magnoliopsida; Fabales; Fabaceae. Bases 1 to 651 code for a protein of 216 amino acids.